Gasterosteus aculeatus aculeatus (three-spined stickleback) is the source of this 2951-nucleotide messenger RNA. It is a transcript of the gene klhl30, whose product is annotated as kelch-like family member 30. The record is from RefSeq and is a predicted model, not a curated record. Gene Ontology annotation, molecular function: protein binding. Lineage: Eukaryota; Metazoa; Chordata; Actinopteri; Perciformes; Gasterosteidae.
UGAAUGCUUAGCCAGAUUCUUAGCCAUGUUUACUUAUUUGCCUGAUGUGAAUUCUAAUUUGUUCAUUUUUUACUGUAUUUCAUUGUGUUAAACCACUAAAUCUCAAUGCAUUUCAUAGACUUCGACAGUAUUUUGCUGUUUAUAAAAAAUAACAAUUGAAACUGAGGAAAAAAUAUAUUGAAAUCAGAUUUCCAACCACACCCAGCCUUAAUACACAGGCCAGAAUGGCUGCUGCAUGCGCGUGUACCUGAGAGAAAACAUCUUCCCAACACAAACCACAGUUACUGAUUUGGCAGGAAGAGGCCCAGUUCUGGCGUGAUUACAAAAUCAAUGAUGCUGACCAGGAUCAUUCGUAAUUUACUCAUUAUGAAAACAGAUUUUAAUGACAUAUCUUUUUUAAUCAAUUAAUUUAGGGCACAUUUAAUAAAACAACACAAAACGUAACGCCAAUAUAGAACUACAGCUCUUUGUUGAGCGUAGUUGUACUUUAAAUCAAUUCUUGAAACAUCCCCAGAAACGUCAGUGCUACGUAAUGUUCCUAUACGAGCUUCCAGGCCUGUUGAGAAUAUUAUGUGCCUGUAACAGCAGCUGUGGGCCCCAUGCUUGUUUGGAAUCUGACUUCAGCACAGCGUCACUGUCAGUCCUAAAAAUAACUGAAAGGCAGGCAGCUCGUCCCAGUGACUUGGCAAAAGCUUUUCGCCGCGCUGCCCACUCCAUGUUGAUCCCAGCGCCCGCUCGGCUACAAACCGUUUUCUUGCUGGAAACGAGGAUGCGCCUAUAUUUCCCUUCUCUGCUUCUGCGGUAAGCUCUAAACUCCCCCUGACCUGACCUUCCCCCUCCAAAAGACGGUUUGGCCCACAUUUUGAACUGUCGAAGUUGACCAUGAUGCACAACGUGGACGACCUGGACUUCUGCCUGCCCUCCCAUCCUCAGAGCAUUCUGGAGGGCUUGCGUUCGCUCUGCUCCCACCCCAAACUGGUUGACGUGACGCUGAGCGCCGGCGGGCGGGACUUCCCGUGUCAUCGCGGCGUGCUGGCCCUCUGCAGCGCCUACUUCCACAGCAUGUUCUCGGGUGACUUCGUGGAGAGCAUAGGGGCGCGCGUGGAGCUCAGCGACGUUGAUCCUGACGUACUCGGCUGCCUGCUGGACUUUGCCUACACCGGCAAGCUGACCAUCAACCAGAGCAACGUGGAGGGGCUGAUCUGCACGUCCAGCCAGCUGCAGUUCCAGACGGUGAGGACCGCGUGCAGCCGGUACCUCCAGCACCAGAUCGACGCCACCAACUGCCUGGGGAUCCUGGAGUUCGGGGCGAUCCACGGCUGCCCCGAGGUGAUGGCCAAAGCGUGGGCCUUCCUGUUGGAGAACUUUGAGGCGGUGCAGCAGGGCGAGGAGUUUCUGCUGUUGGGACAGGCGAGGUUGGUGGCGUGCCUGUCCGACGAAGGGCUACAAAUCCGGACCGAGUGUACCCGCGUGGAGGCCAUUCUGAAAUGGGUCCGGCACAACAGUGAGUCUCGGCUCGACCACCUGCCUGAGCUCCUCGCCAUGUCCCGUCUGCCUCUGCUCAGCCUGGACUACCUGGCUGACACCAUGCUGAAGGACAGUCUGGUGCAGGCCUCUCCCAGUUGCAGAGAGGCGGUGGAAAAGCUUCACAGAGAGAAGAUGGAUUUGGCUCCAGAAUACGCAGACAGACUUGAGUCCCUGAGUCCGCAGCUGAACCUGCAAGAGGUGCUGUUGGUGGUGGGAGGUCGCUCGCUGGAUGACUCGGACGACUCUGAGGACGAAGACGAAGAGGACAGAGACCCGAGACUGCUGCACAGGAACUGCGCCUUCUACAACACAAAGACAAAACAGUGGCAUGAGCUCCCUAAUUUCCCCAACCCUAACAAGUGGGGUUACGCCCUGGUCUCCCUGAACAAUGACGUGUACGUCACGGGGGGCUCGCGCGGCUCGAACACCAACACCUGGUCCACCACAGAGACCUGGAAGUACAUCACACGAGAGGGGAGGUGGGUUACCGUGGCACCCAUGCUCCGGCCUCGCACCAACCACACGUCGGCAACGCUCAACGGCGAGAUUUAUGUCAUUGGAGGUACAACGUCGCAUCGCGUUGAAGUCGAGCAUUACGACCCUUACAACGACACCUGGGCCUUGAGUUGCCCCGCCUUGAAAUAUGUGACCAACUUCACCGCCACGGCCUGUCAUGGGAAGCUCUACGUGAUCGGCUCGUGUGCUGUGAAAUACAAUGCUUUGGCCAUGCAGUGUUACAACCCUGUUAUAGAUAGCUGGAUCAGCAUAUGUUCCCCCUUCAUCCCUAAGUAUUUGUCCUCUCCUCGUUCUGUCUGCGUGGAUGGAACUAUAUAUCUGAUUGCUGACAACACGAAGAAAGUCUUCGCUUAUGAUCCAGAGGCGAACAUGUGGCAGAAGGUCCAGCUACUCCACAUGCUCCAUGAGAAUGGCGGCCUGGUAACGCUGGAUGGGAAGCUGUUUGUCACCGGAGGUCAUUGGAAGGGUAUGGAGGGGGACUACGGGGUGGAGGUGGAGGUUUACAAUCGAGCGGCCAACACCUGGGAGGUGGAGUCUUUCCUCCCGAGACUUUGGUUCUACAGUGGAGCGUCCACCAUCUUCCUGGAUCCAUCCCAGUGGCCCCAGCUUUUCCCCAUAGACGCGACAUAAAGGGCUCCUGUCCUGGUGGGACGAAACUCAGGGUCCAGGAGCGCGCAGAGACAUGUUCUGAUCGCAACUAUGUUACAAUGCGAAUGGAAGGUUUAUUAUGGGAUGCCAUUGUGCCCUAGAAUAGUGUGAUACAUGAUCCUCAGGUCUUCUUGGCUGUUUUUAGAGUCUUGCUUGGCUUCUUAGCUGUUGGUUAUUUAUACUUUGUACCAUGUGUUUUUGUUUGUACUUUUUUGUGUUAUUGAAUGCUGCUUGUGAUCAUUAAAUCUUUGCAGAGCAAG